AUGGCAAUGGCAAUGAAGAAAACAAAAUCAGCUUCACUUCUUCUAAGUUUGCUUCUAAUACUUCUGUCUCUAUCCUUUCAGGAUACAGUCAUGGGAGCUAGACUCCAUUACCACGGUCCUCCCUUUUAUCGUACAAGAUACACUCCUCCAUCUCCAUCGUGUGGAAGUGGCAUCAAAAUUAAUGAGGUUCACGAUGCACCAAAGAGGUUGUGUAGACACCCUAAACGAAAAAGACCAUCUACCCCAAAUCCUUGA
Capsella rubella is the source of this 255-nucleotide messenger RNA. RefSeq lists its product as uncharacterized. The record is from RefSeq and is a predicted model, not a curated record. NCBI's taxonomy places the organism in Eukaryota, Viridiplantae, Streptophyta, Magnoliopsida, Brassicales, Brassicaceae. The transcript is spliced from 2 exons. Bases 1 to 255 code for a protein of 84 amino acids.